Molecule: messenger RNA, 1525 nt
Organism: Pongo pygmaeus (Bornean orangutan)
Lineage: Eukaryota; Metazoa; Chordata; Mammalia; Primates; Hominidae
Gene: AGXT
Product: alanine--glyoxylate aminotransferase
Exons: 11
Coding region: 63-1241 (392 amino acids)
Cellular component (GO): peroxisome
Molecular function (GO): L-serine:pyruvate transaminase activity; L-alanine:glyoxylate transaminase activity
Source: RefSeq, a predicted model, not a curated record
UCCAGGCUUUGGCCAAGGCCAGUGCAGCCCCAGGUCCCCGAGCGGCAGGUUGGGUGCGGACCAUGGCCUCUCACAAGCUGCUGGUGCACCCCCCCAAGGCCCUGCUCAAGCCCCUCUCCAUCCCCAACCGGCUCCUGCUGGGGCCGGGUCCCUCCAACCUGGCUCCUCGCAUCAUGGCAGCUGGGGGGCUGCAGAUUAUUGGGCCCAUGAGCAAGGAUAUGUACCAGAUCAUGGAUGAGAUCAAGGAAGGCAUCCAGUACGUGUUCCAGACCAGGAACCCACUCACACUGGUCAUCUCUGGCUCGGCACACUGUGCCCUGGAGGCCGCCCUGGUCAAUGUGCUGGAGCCUGGGGACUCCUUCCUGGUUGGGGCCAAUGGCAUUUGGGGGCAGCGAGCCGUGGACAUCGGGGAGCGCAUGGGAGCCCGAGUGCACCCGAUGACCAAGGACCCUGGAGGCCACUACACACUGCAAGAGGUGGAGGAGGGCCUGGCCCAGCACAAGCCAGUGCUGCUGUUCUUAACCCACGGGGAGUCGUCCACCGGCGUGCUGCAGCCCCUUGACGGCUUCGGGGAACUCUGCCACAGGUACAAGUGCCUGCUCUUGGUGGAUUCGGUGGUAUCUGUGGGCGGGACCCCCGUUUACAUGGACCAGCAAGGCAUCGACAUCCUGUACUCGGGCUCCCAGAAGGCCCUGAAUGCCCCUCCAGGGACCUCGCUCAUCUCCUUCAGUGACAAGGCCAAAAAGAAGAUGUACUCCCGCAAGACGAAGCCCUUCUCCUUCUACCUGGACAUCAAGUGGCUGGCCAACUUCUGGGGCUGUGACGACCAGCCCAGGAUGUACCAUCACACAAUCCCCAUCAUCAGCCUGUACAGCCUGAGAGAGAGCCUGGCCCUCAUUGCGGAACAGGGCCUGGAGAACAGCUGGCGCAAGCACCGCGAGGCCGCGGCGUAUCUGCAUGGGCGCCUGCAGGCACUGGGGCUGCAGCUCUUCGUGAAGGACCCGGCGCUCCGGCUGCCCACAGUCACUACUGUGGCUGUGCCCGCUGGCUAUGACUGGAGAGACAUCGUCAGCUAUGUCAUGGACCACUUCGACAUUGAGAUCAUGGGUGGCCUUGGGCCCUCCACGGGGAAGGUGCUGCGGAUCGGCCUGCUGGGCUACAAUGCCACCCAUGAGAAUGUGGACCGCGUGACAGAGGCCCUGAGGGCGGCCCUGCAGCACUGCCCCAAGAAGAAGCUGUGACCUGCCUGCUGGCACACACCUGGCGCUGGCACACACCUGGCCCAUGCCCACCCUGAGGGAUCAGGAGGAUCAGGAGCAAACAGAUCCUGCAAGGUCCUCCAGGCCUGGGGACAGGAAAGCCACUGACCCAGCCCGGGAGGCAGAACCAGGCAGCCCUUUUCCCUCCAGUGGCACCUCCUGGAAACAGUCCACUUGGGCGCAGAACCCAGUGCCUUCCAAAUGAGCUGCAGUCCCCAGGCCGUGAGCCUCCUGGGAAUGUUUAAUAAAGGGCCUGGCCACCUCUC